AUGAGGUACAGCCAAACGCACUCGCCGGAAUCGCAAUCUUUGAUACUCAACAACAAGUACACGAGCUGGAGCGCUUACUUCGGCGUGGAUGCGUUUUUAAACGCGGUGUGGCACAAUGUUUUUAGCAUGAGCGUUUUAGCUUCGUUGCUUUUCCUUUCCGUGACGAUCGGAGCGAUGUCUUUACCUCCACCAACACAUUUCUACACGAAACACACCGGGGCAGCUGAAAACUCGUCUUCAUCGUCGUCGACGUCGACGACGAACAAACUUCUCACGACGUUCUUCUCUCUGAGACGAACCAAUGUUGGCGGUAACAAGAAAGGCAAUAAGAUUAAGAAUUACGUCGUGAACAACAAGGAUGAUAACAAAAACAAAAACAAACAGGCAGAAGGAAAACUUGGUGGGAACAGUUAUCACAUACCGAGUUCCUUAUCGUAUAAAGAUAUUUUGGAUUCGCGAACGAUGCUUCUUCCAGAACAACCGCGAAUGCCAAUGCACAUACUAAGCUGGACGCCGCAUUACGAGUUCACCAUGUGGACUCUCAAACAAGUCGACGAGGAGUUGAAUGUGGACGACAGAUCAUCGGGCGCGGUUGACUUUUUAUACGCCGUCGCUUCGACUGAGUUUGCCGAUAGAUUCGACGCGUCGAAUGCUGAGAACCAACCGUUCCAUAUGGGUUGGGCGACGCAAGACUACCCACAGAACCCGUGCGCUGGGUCGAGUAGCGGAUGUGGCUCUAUGCCGGCGCCAAUAUUCACCUUUGGAACGAUACCGAAGGACCCAACAAAGAUAGCUGGAUUAUUACAAGCGCCGACGUUGCCGCUCGCCCCGUGCAUCGCGCACGCAUAUAACCCAGAUAAAUACGCUCAGUGCGACUGGUUUUCGUCACCAUCGCAAUGCUCGGAAGAUAAAAUGUACAUCGAAACGUACGAUAGCAACGCGGCAAGAAUAGAUAAGUACAACUCGCUCAUUCCAAAAUUGGUUUGGAGAGGAUCAGAUUGGCGAUAUCUUUCAGAGUACGAAAGUGUCGGAACUGGGAGUGGAUUUGAGUUUUUGCACCAACUUGGGCUGUGCCACGCGAGUCGGUCUACAAUCAUAGAUGCCGUGUUGCACUCGUCGCCGGCGAGCACGGUGGAAAAGCGAGUUCCACCGCGAUUGUACGCCGCCGUACUCGGGUCGUUGAAUCCGGAGAGUUUCGACAUAAAGUUUACGGACAGAAACGAACACGCGCCGCAAUCUUCCUGCAUCGACGAUAAAUUCAAUCUUUUCACCUCUGACGAGAUGGACGCUUGCGAUUACUCAAAUUACAAGUAUCUCGCGGACUUUGGAGGUGGAGGCGGUACUUCGUGGAAAUCUACCCUUUGGUUUCUUGGCAUGCCUGGCGUUCUGUUUCAUCACGAAACGCCGAUGCGAGAUUCGUUCUACGACGACAUUCAGCCGUGGGUGCAUUAUAUUCCUCUCGACGAGGAUCUUUCAAACUUAGAAGAACGGGUGAACUGGGCCAAGGAAAAUCCGGACGAAUGCGCGUCUAUUUCCAAACGCGCGACGCAGUUUGCGAAGAAAAUGAUGAGCACGGAUGGCUUAAUAGAGCACACGAAGAAGACGUUCGUGGAACCGUUUGGGAAAUAUAUCGACGCGUACGAAAUACUUGCCUCCGACCAGAAGGUUUCUACGGCAGACUUAAGUACAAAGUAUUCUAGUGGUGGUUUAGAGACGGUGAAGUAUGCGCCUAGUGAACCGGCAUAUUUAGGCAACGCGGAACGAGGAGAGUGA
Messenger RNA from Bathycoccus prasinos, 1773 nucleotides. RefSeq lists its product with no specific name. Bases 1 to 1773 code for a protein of 590 amino acids. Lineage: Eukaryota; Viridiplantae; Chlorophyta; Mamiellophyceae; Mamiellales; Bathycoccaceae. The transcript has a single exon. The record is from RefSeq and is a predicted model, not a curated record.